Macrosiphum euphorbiae (potato aphid) is the source of this 2223-nucleotide messenger RNA. The record is from the annotation of a GenBank genome assembly. Lineage: Eukaryota; Metazoa; Arthropoda; Insecta; Hemiptera; Aphididae.
AUGGUAGAUAAUGAUCCUGUAAGAUUUUCUAAUACCAUUACAAAAUUAAGUUUUGAACAGAAGAAGUAUAUUUUAUGUUUGGGUCCUUGUCAACCAACUACUCAGCAGAUGCCACUCCGACAAUUACCAAGAACAAACAAAUACAGUUUCCGUGCUCAAUGGUACACUAAAACUUUGCCUAAUGGGUCAAUGGGAUUCCGUAAAUGGUUAUCGUAUUCAAUAUCAGCUGAUAAAAUAUUUUGCAUUUAUUGUAUGUUGUUUGGUAAAUCUCCUAAGAAGGCAUGGACUAUUGAUGGUACUUCUCGUUGGAAAGAUGGUAACCAUUUAUUAACUUCCCAUGAAACUUCAACUAUACACAUAGCCGCCUCAAUUGAUGCUACUAUACAUGAACAUUGUUCACCAUUAUUACCAGCGUUAGAAGAAAAAAAGAAAAUGGAGGUUCAAACCAACAGAGUAGUUGUAAAACAACUAAUAGAUAUUUCGCUAUUUUUAGCUAAACAUGGACUUGCAUUUAGAGGUCAUAAAGAAAAGUGGACGGAUUCUAUUCGUGGAAACUUUAAAGAUAUGGUUUAUUUAUUAGCUGAAUAUUCACCUGUAUUAUCGUCUUACAUUACUUGUUUAAAAAAGAAGGGGAAAUCUGUUACAUCUUUAAUAUCCUGGCAACGACAAAACCAGUUAAUCGAUGCUAUUUCAAAUUCAAUUUUCAAUUCAAUCACACAAAAAGUUGAAACUGCUUGUGUUUUCAGCAUAUCUAUUGAUACAACAUUUGACAUCUCAAGACAAGAACAAGUUUCUUUCAUAGUGCGUUUUGUUGAUGAAAGUAAUGGUAUGAUAUAUGAACGUUUACUCGCAAUGUGUUCUACUGCCUCUACUAAAAGUGAAACACUAUUUAAUAUUUUCCUUAAUGUUUUCAAUAAAACCAAUCUUAAUUGGAAAAAAAACCUAAUAGGUCAAUCAUAUGACGGUGCCGCCAAUAUGAGGGGUGAGUACAAUAGUUUACAGGCAAAAGUAAAAAGUGAAAAUCCUCAUGCAGUUUAUAUUUGGUGUUGGGCUCACCGUUUAAAUUUGGUUGUUGAACAAGGUGUUGCAAGUUGCCUUGAAGCAGUUGAUUUUUUUGGAAUUUUAGGAAGAGUUUUUGACUUUGUAUGUAGCAGUAAAAACCGUGUAUUCCUUUUUGAACAAAAUCAAAAAAUCCGAAACCCUAAUUUGCCGGUUCGUCGUUUGAAACGUGUAACUACUACUAGGUGGAGUAGCCAUUCUACAGCUCUUAAUACAGUUUUACUGACUUGGGCAUCCUUAGUUGAUACACUGGAAGAUCUUUGGAAAUCAGAAGCUUCAUCAGAUGCAUCGUCAUUUCUUUCAUAUUUUCAAUCUGAAAGAUUUCUUUAUACAUGUUUUUUAUUUAAAAAAAUAUUUUCUGUACUAGAUCCAUUAAGCAAAACAUUUCAAGCGAUUGAUAUAGAUCUUAUCACUGCAUCAUCAAUGAUAACAUCAAAAAUAGGUCAAUUAUUAAAUAUUCGCAAUGAAUUUAAUUCAAUUGUCAUCGAAGUGAAGCAAUUUAUUCAAAAUCAUCUGGAUGAAAAUUUUACUCCGUUACCACAAAAACGGUCAAGAAAAAGAAAAAUAAUGUCCGGGGAGAAAGCAACCGAUGAACCAACAUCUGACCCUCUGACUAAUUUUAAAUAUCACACUUUUUACACGGUGCUUGAUAUCAUAUGCAGUCAGAUUGAUCAGAAAUUUAACAAUGACACUAUAUCUAUUUUUAAAGAUUUAUCCCUUCUUACAAAAAAAAGAAUUUUAGAAAUAAAAAUGGAUACUAACAAAAUACCUUGUGAUGCAUUUGAAGGCAUAGCGUCGAUAUAUUCAACAUUUUUAAAUGCAGAAGCAUUAAAUACAGAAUAUUUAUGGCUUAUUGAUUGUUUUUCAAAUUUAGAAAAAACAAUAAAUUUAACUAAAUAUCUUCAUAAGGAUGAGGAUAAUGAAUCAACCAAUUCUUCAGAUUUUGAAUCGCACAUUUCCGAGUCUGAUGAAGAAUUAAUUUCUCAAUGUCCCAUCGAAGAAUGUACAAACAGCAGUUCCCUUAUAUAUAUUAUGUUUAAAUUAUUUUGCAGCUCAAAUAUAAGGUUUACACUGCCUAAUAUUUAUAUGUUAUUAAAAAUCGCUGUGACGCUACCUGUGUCCAGUGCUUCUACUGAACGUAGUUUCUCGAUCUUAAAAUUAUAA